AUGGUGUUCGGCAGCGAGUCUGACUCGGGUGACUCGUGGGGUGCUGAGCAGCUAGACGGGUAUGAGGAGGAGACCGUGCAGGGCUUUGCCCAUGAGCUGCUGAAUGCAAGCAAAGAAAUGGACGAACUUAUCUGGUCGGGCAGAGACAUCGAGUCUGCAAGAAGACAAGCGGAGCUUCUGCAUGGGCGCGAGUUCUUCCUGCAGCUGCGCUGUGCAGAUGAUUGGCUUGUUGAGGGCCUCUUACGCUGGGGUGGCGCUAUGCCUGGUGAGCCGGACUUCAACCUGGACGACGCGCUUCGUGCGCUGUUCUGCUUUCAUUCUGCCGGAAUGACCCACCAGACGCAUGGGCAUCUGUAUCCGGACCUGCAGUUCAAGCUCCACAGCCAAGAGGAGGCUUUAGAGCUGGCCCUGGGCAUCACUAGCAUGCUGGGAGAAGAGUACGUUGAAAAGGGUUAUCAGGCCAAGUGGUACACGAAGCUGAAAGAGCAGUAUCGCGAAGUUUUUGUCUCUUUCGAGGACUCGGACGACGAUGAUGCGCCGCUGUAUCAUGCUGUCAUGAUGCUGGCCAACAAAGUGCUGGGCAUCGACGUUGAGAAGGUGCCCCCCAGAGAGACGGGUAGCCUAGACUUGGACGCACUUGAGCCGGCCAGUUCGCUUCCAGCAAGUGGGCUGACUCAGAGUAUCCUCGCCGCAGCCCGCGGCAAGCUUCCGGCCCUCGUCACGGUGGAGGACCGUGGAGAGAAAGAGGCUAUUGCGCUGAAGCUGGUCCGGGUAUGGCGUGGCGUGCCGGGAACUUUGCUGGAGGUGCUGUACAUGCACAAUACCCGUGAGGACUUCCACAGCAGCAGCUGCUUGCAACGACUGUGCCUGGAGGAGCUCUUGCAAGAGCAUCAGGACAUCCAAAAGGUCGUGUGCCGACCUUCAGAACUCGCUGAGUUGCACACGACGCUGACGCAAAGCAGCGCUCAGAUCAGUGCCGAGUGCCACAUGCGCCGGCGGAGAGGCUUUGCAAACGGCAUGUCUGGGAAGGCAGGCGCUCAAGCGAGGGUCCUGCGCGAGCCUCUGGAGGUUGGCUUCCUUGUACUGGGAACAGGGGAGCACAGCGCGAGUUGCCUGAAGGGAAAGAGUCUGAAAGCGAAGGCGAAUGAGGCCUUUGGACACGGGGACUUGCCAAGAGCCUUGGAGCUCUAUGGUCAGAGCCUAAGAUCCUUCCAGAAGUGUCCCAGCCACGAGCAGCCGCUGGUCAAAGAGGAGGAGGCGAAAGUGCACGGAAACAGGGCCGAAUGUUACCUCCGCCUCACACGCUGGCAGGAAGCCGUUGAAGCCGCCGGCGCGGCGCUGGAAAAUGACGGCCGGUCGGUCAAGGCGCUCUUCCGGCGAGCGAAGGCGCACAAGGAGCUGGUAGAGCGAAGCUCCGCCAUCAAGGAUCUCAAGCUGGCGCUGCGCAUCGACGGGAGCAACGCGGCCGUACGGGGGCUGCUGAAGGAGCUUCUGGCUGAAGCUAAGGAGGAUCCCAAGGAGACUCCCAAGGAAGCUCCCAAGGAAACUCCCAAGGAAACUCCCAAGGAAACUCCCAAGGAUUCCAAGGAGGUCCCACAUCUGGGCCUAGACGCGGCCUCUUGGGCUACCGGGCUGUCUCCGGCCAUGCAACAGGAGUGGCUAGUAGAUUGCUAUCGCAUGCGCAUUGAUGACGAGUAUGUCUGGGGCUGUAGCGGGAGGUACAGUGUGAACUCCACGGUCAACUUCCUGCACUUUUGCAAGCUCGCGGUCAAAAACGGUGUCAUCCCCAACAACUGGGAGUGGAGAGCUUUCGUGCGGAAGGCUCGCCAACUCCUGCCAUAUGCCUUCGAGAAGUCCGACGCGCAGGACAAGUACGGCAGCGAGAACGUUUUCAUGGCUGCCCUCGGAGGGCGCAGUUUGCGGCUGACGGCGGAGAUCGUCUAUGGCUCAUCCUGCAUGAUGGGGUCCCAAGAAGAUGAGGCUAGCCGGCGGCUGCGACAGAAGCUUCGCCGCGGGGCUCUGGAAUCCAGCCUCUUUGUGGACAUCGGCGGGCAGGAGGUCUGGGAGGAAUGCUUCCCGCUGCUUGCCAUGGGUGGGCUGAUGGGUGGCAAAGGAAGCAAAGGCAGACCUGCAGGUGGCAAGGGCGGUAAGGGCCGCAAGGGCUUCCAGGCUCCGGCCACGAGCAUCCGGUGCUGCUACCACAUGCAAGGCUGCUGUAGCUUCGGCGAGCGAUGCAAGUUUUCCCAUGAGGCGGAUUCCCACAACCGUCCAUGCCAGUUUGGGGCACGCUGCCGCCUGGGCCAUGGGCACAUUUCAAACUGA
Symbiodinium natans is the source of this 2322-nucleotide messenger RNA. The record is from the annotation of a GenBank genome assembly. Lineage: Eukaryota; Dinophyceae; Suessiales; Symbiodiniaceae.